This is a messenger RNA of Acanthosepion pharaonis, 3633 nucleotides long. NCBI's taxonomy places the organism in Eukaryota, Metazoa, Mollusca, Cephalopoda, Sepiida, Sepiidae. The record is from the annotation of a GenBank genome assembly.
AUGACCGUCUCUGCGCAACUGUUACAAGCCAACCAACAUGGCCGUCACUGUAAACGGAUAUUCUUGAAUGUGGCUGCUUUGUUUUUUAUUCAGUACCCCAAGCAGCAACUGAUAUCCUCCAAAAUGGAUUUCCCGGCUUCCCCCGUGGAACAAGAAGUGUUCCAUGCAAUGCAAAAUGUCGACGUGGAGUGUUUGUCGCGAAUGAGCGAGGCAAAGUUGCGACCCAUUCUACCGGCUCUGGUCCGCAUGGCUCUGUGCAAAGCCGUCGACACAAGCGCAGAUUGGGCCGCUUCACGAAAAACCGUCUUGAAUAUUCUUUCUAAUUUUGAUGUUGUCAAUGGACUUGUGGCUCUUUUGUCUAUCGACUUCCAUUCUUUAGAACAAGACGUAAAGAAAGAGCAAAGCCUUAGAGAAAAAGUUGGUGGUGCCCAGUCUGAGAGUGUCCUGAUUUCUCAAUUAGAUCAGGGUCUAUCAUUGGAAUUUGAAAGAAGUGAUUGUGCUCGUAGAAUUCGUCUUGUACUCAGUGAGAUAUUUUUUAUUCUUGGACAGAUAAAGGAAAACAAAGAAUUUUUCCAUAAAAGUUCUGAGUUAUUUGAGUGUGAAAUUUAUUUGGAUGACAUCUCUGAUGUUUUGUGCAUUGCACAAGCAGAACUUCCUUCGUUACUUCCUCUAGUUUCUCUAGCCGAUUCUUUGCUCAGCCUCAAAAAUGGUUCCUGGCUUCUAUGCAGACUUGUGGCAAAUUCCCCAGACUCUUUUCAUGAAGUCUGCAAACAUCUUCUAUCACAAGGUGAGAAGCAAGAUGAAGACUCUCUUGGGGGUCAGCGACGGAUGGAAAUGCUACAAAUGCUCUGUGCUAUGAACCCUACAGAAACGUUGACUGUUCGUUCCUUAUGCGUACAACACUGCACAAUGCCGGGCUUGACUAUUUGCUUAACAUUGUUUAUGGUUCAAACCAAAAGUGAACUUGAAGCAGGAGAUGAAGUCAUGGAGACAGAUGCUGUCCAAAGUAAGAGUGAUCUUUUGGCUUUUAUCACUGGAUUACUCCUUGGAACUGACCAGAAUGUCCGAACUUGGUUCUCACAGUUCAUCAAAACAGGACAAAAAAGAAAGAAAGGCAAAGCAUUGUUGUUGUCUUCUCUUCGACAAACCCUCUUAAAGGAACUCCUGGACGUUGUGCCGAAGCCUAAUGAAACCAUUUCAGAAAACCAAAUCCUCAAUGCCAGUUCUUUUGUCAGACUUUAUUGUGCCCUGAAAGGAAUGGCUGCUUUCAAAUUCACAGACAUGGAAAUGAAAGUUUUACUGAACUUAAUUACCUCUCAUUCGCCACUGACGGCAGCAGGAGCUAGAUUUGUUUCCCUUGGACUCUGCUUACUUAUCUCCUGCCCUUACCUCAUGCCAUCCCAAGAACAAGAACGUCAAGUGGUUGAAUGGAUUCGAUGGCUCAUGAAAGUCGGGGACUCGUUUGACAAAGAAGCUGGCAGUACUUCCUUUGGAGAACUUCUCUUCCUUAUUGCUAUACACUUUCAUAGCAACCAAACUUUUGCCAUUGCUGAUCUUGUAUGUGCAACACUUGGCAUGAAGAGUGCAGUCAAGUCAAAUGCCUUGACAAAGCUUAGACAGAUUUUUACUCAGGAAAUUUUUACAGAACAGGUAAUCACAACCCAUGCUGUGAAAGUACCAGUGACACCACAGCUAAAUGCCAACAUUGCUGGCUACCUUCCCGUUCACAGUAUCUACCAAUUGUUAAAGUCCUGUUCAUUUGCUAAACACAAAGUCCCGAUCAAGGAUUGGAUCUAUAAGCAGAUCUGCAACAGUUCAGUACCACUGCAUGCCAAACUCCCACCACUGAUUGAAGUUUAUGUCAAUUCAAUCAUUGUUCGAGGAGCAAAAACAGAUUAUCUGAAUGAGCCAAUCACAGAACAGGAGGUUCUGGAUGUCUUCAAGGAAUCUGUGUUCACUGUACGUUCUAACCAUAGGCCAGAUGUUGACCAGCAAUGCUUAGCCCCACAAUUGCUCAUUCUUUACUACAUGUUGCUUUAUGAAGACUGUAUUUUGAUCAACAUGAAAAACCUUGUGACAUUUAAUCGUAAGGUGAAGACCUACCCAGAAUAUGUAAUGGAACAGAUUCCUAUCAACUUCCUUAUUCAAGAGGCUCAGAAAAAUCAACAACUUUAUGCAGGACUUUUCUCUCCGCUCCUCAAGUUAUUGGCCUCCCACUAUCCUCAUCUCUGUCUUGUAGAAGACUGGCUUGAAGAAACUGUAGCACCUGCUAGCCUUCUGCAUUCACUUGGAAGAAUGACCCAAACAAAUCUCAACCCCCAAACAUUCCAGAAAGCCAUCCAAGAUGUUGCCAAAAACCAUUUGUGUCCUGUACAUGUCUUUCAAAUGCUGGAAAGCUUGCUUCUCAUCCCUGCCCGUGACCUGCUCGUGUAUGCUGACUGUGUUGUCUCAGCUUUACCUCACAGCCUCAGUUCAAUGAUGCCACGAAAAGUCCAGGACCUUGUCAAGAAAAUCUGGUUUCGCCUCCAUGGACUUAUGCCACGAAGAUUACGUCUGAUGACAGUGAAUGCUUUACGCAUUAAUCAAUGUGGAGUAAGAUCUGCUGUUCCAUUGUUAGAGAAUGAUAUUACAGUUGACCCUCUUGUGGUGUUGCAAUGUGAUAAUCGAGUUUUCAGAUGUCCCCCAAUCCUGGAGAUAGUGUUGCGUGUUUUGGAAGCUUACAUCCAAGCCUGUCGAGUGUUUUUGUCCACUCAUAUGGCCUCAUACCCAGUAUUGGAGAGCUUGGGUCUACCCCAACCCCCAGAACAAGAGAAAAAAGAUAAAGACAAAGGAAUUGAGAAGAGUUCUGUAAGUCAAGAACAGGAACGACGGGAACUGAAACAUGCUUUGACUGCUGCACAAGAAAGUGCAGUUGUACAAAUUCUUCUGGAAUGCUGUCUCCGUCAGCAAUCAGAAAUGAAAGAAGCAAGUCUACUAACCAAUUUGCGAGAGGUUCAAUGUCUCAUUUGCAGCUUUUUGCAUCAAAUGUACAUUGCAGAUCCAAACCUUGCAAAACUGGUGCACUUUCAGGGCUACCCAAGUGAACUGUUACCUGUUACUGUAGCAGGAAUUCCUUCUAUGCAUAUUUGCCUUGACUUUAUUCCUGAGCUGCUGAGUCAACCCCAAAUGGAAAAACAGAUGUUUGCUGUUGAAUUGGCCAGUUAUCUGUGUCUGCAGUAUGCCCUCCCAAAAGCCCUAAAUAUUGCCCGCCUUGUCAUCAAUGUCAUGUUCACCUUAUCAUCUGCCUUAGCCACAGAAGAGCGUGUUGAAUACCUGAUCCGUACAGUUCCAUCUCUUGUCCGUAUUUGUCAAGCUUUUCCUCCCUUAUGUGAAGAUGUUACAAGUUUACUCACACAGGUUGGCCGUAUCUGUAUAGCCAGUCUGAGUUCGACAAGCAACAUUGUGCAGACAACUUUCCCUAAUGAUGAGGAGAUGGACAACAGCCCAGAUGUAUUGGCCAAUGGAAAUGGCCGGAAAGUGUCUACCUACGUGAAAGGAACAACCUCUGCACGUUAUCUCAAAUUACACCAGAUAGUGCGUACAACAUUCUCAGAGAUUGUACAGAAAGCAGUUGUCAUGAAAAAUAUGUACUGA